CACAUUUCAAAGAUUGCGUUACACCAACUGCAUGUGUUAUGAGGCUGAACUUUAAGUUCAAAAAUCUUUUUGGGACAGCCUACAAAUGUGGAUCUCUUGUUUUCACGAACAAUGGUUUGGGUCUUUUGAGCCCAGUGGGCAAUCAGAUAACAGUUUUUGAUCUUAAAAAAGAUGAAGUGGCGUCUAUUGAUAUCUCAUCGUUUCAUGAUGUACGAAUCUUGGCAUUAUCUCCUUCAAUGCCUAUACUAGUUGCCAUUAAUGAUAUUGGCGAUGCAUGUUUAUGUUCACUUUCCACAGGAGCUGUGGUAUCAGUGUAUCCUUUCAAGGGGGUGGUUUCGGCAGUUUCAUUCAGCCCAGACGGAAAGUUCCUCGCUAUUGGAAAGGGUAAUAAUGUACACAUUUUCUUCGCACCUUCUCCGAGCCGCCAGUUCAAUCAUUUAGAACUCUACCGUGUGUUUUACGGUUUCACGGAUAGCGUUACUUGUAUAGAUUGGUCAUGUGAUUCUAGGUUUUUCGUAGCUGGAUCUGUUGAUUCCACUAGCCGGUUAUUUUCGGUGUACAAUAUACCCAAGAUAUUCGUUUACACACUAGCCGGGCAUAAAAACCCCGUUGUGGGGGCAUUCAUACUUCCUAACUUUGUAAAUAUACUAACAGUCAGCUCCGACGGCCUGGUUUGUUUGUGGGAGGCAAACAUUUCGCUUGAUCAACUGAAGAGUAUUGAAGACUCAAAGCCUAUCUCACUAUUUAGGAUCGGCAAUAAAUACCAUUAUACAAACUCUAACGAUGUGCAAAUCACUAGUCCUGUUAGUGCAGUGGCAUUUCAUAAGGACUUAAAGUUGCUUGCAACAGGAUUCGAAUCAGGGUUACUUUUAUUGCAUACAUUUCCAGACUUCAUAAUAGUCAGUGAAGUAAAUCUGUUCACUAACAGCAUAAACAGUCUAACGAUCAAUCAUAAUGGUGACUGGAUUGGUGCAGGUUCAGAGCUAUUCGGACAAAUAGCUGUUUGGGAAUGGAGAUCGCAAUCCUGUUACAUGCGAGCUGAUUCGCAUUCAAAGGAAAUGACUAGUUUGGCAUACUCUCCUGAUGGGUUACAUUUAGUAACUGGAGGCUAUGAUAAUAAAGUGAAGGUAUGGCGUAUAUCUGGUGGAAGGUCUAUUGUAACCUUUACCGAGCAUACAGCCGGUGUAACUGGAGUUGCCUUCCCAGCUCAGAAUUCCAAAGUCGUUCUGUCGGCCAGUUUGGAUGGGACUGUUCGUGCUCACGAUUUGAUUCGCUACAGGAAUUUCCGUACCUUUACUGUUCCUACUCGUCGCGUCCAGUUCUCGUCAUUGGCCGUUGACACACGUGGCUCUCUUGUUGCAGCUGGAGGUUUGGAUACUUUUGAAGCUUAUGUAUGGUCAAUUAAGACAGGUCAACUAUUAACCACUUUAACGGGACACACUGCUCCUAUUAGUGCACUAGCAUUUAGUCCUGCUAUUUCUGGUAUUGAUAUUGAAUUGGCUACUGUUAGUUGGGACUGCACACUUCGAUUGUGGGAUGUUACAGGCAAUUCGACUGAUGAGAACAAUUUAUCUAGUAUGGGUCUAACAAAAGAGGUUGUUAAUUUCUCCUGUGAUGCUUUAUGCGUCGCUUAUCGAGGUGAUGGUAAGCAGCUGGCUAUUUCUCUUUUGAAUGGUAACAUUGUUUUCUAUGAUCCCAAUGAAGGGGUUGAAAUGGGAACCAUAGAUGGUCAUCGAGACCUUGGGGUAGCACAGACUAGCGAGGACGACUUAGUUACCCCACGAAGAGCAGCUGAAGCUAAAAAAUUCCAAACUAUAACCUAUUCUGUUGACGGUGAACAUUUAAUAGCAGGUGGAGAUUCAAAAUAUAUAUGUCUCUACUCUGUUCCUGAUAAAUUAUUAAUGAAACGAUUCGAAGUCACAUGUAACCUUUCACUAGCUGGAGUUCAAGAGAUACACGAUCGGCGUAACUAUCUACAUCGUUUCAGUAUUGAAACGAUGAACGCCAAAGAAGCACAACGUCCUAGCUUGCGAAUCCCAUCAAGUAUUAAGGGUGAAGAUCGUAGUCGUCGCCAGUGGAGACCUGAAGUGAGGGUGUCUGCAGUUGGUUUUUCACCUACAGGUGAUGCGUUUGCAACUGCCACCACAGAAGGUAUUCUUGUAUAUUCCUUACCAUCUGCUGGGACAGGAAUUGGUAUAGGUAGUAUUUUUGGUGCUCCGGGCCGUAGCGAUAGUGGUUGGUUGUUUGAAACAUUAGGUAUUGACGAAGAGACCACUCCAUCAAACGCUCGUACUGCACUCAAUCAAGGUAGACAAGCAGAGGCGUUGGAUAUGGCUAUUCGGUUGCAGUCGCAUGAACUUGUUGAAGAAAUUAUUGAGUCAAUUCCUGUCGACCAAAUUGACUUUCUAGCCCGUCAACUUCCCAUCAAUCAGGUUGUACAUUAUCUUAUCGCUUUUCUUGCUCGUCAGUUGAGUGGACGAUCAUGUCAUGUUGAGUUAUAUAUUCGCUGGACACAUUCCAUACUCCGUUCACAUGCAUUAAACUUGCGAAGAAUAGCUGCUAAUUCAGCUUUAUCUGAGUCUACAAAUUUUAAGGAAUCAACAGACAAUAAAAAAGAGCUUAAUAAUCCAGGGUUUUUAACUUUACAAGGUGAAUGGGCAACUUGUCAAGCAAGUUUAGUUCGCUUACAAGCUAGUCUGAAUCAUGUCAAGUCUCAUCUAAUUAAACAUUGUGAAACUGUGGACAAUUUGUGGAACUAUUUCGAGAGUUUAUCCAAAUUAUAUCACGAAAAGGGUAACAAUAAUGUUCCGAAUGAAAAUGUCAUGGAAUGUAAUCUCGAACAAUAAAUUUCAUAUUACACGUAUUCUCUCCGAAAUUAUGAAAAAGCGAGUAUUUAAAACUAGCAUAACUCGAUUCGUUAAUAUACAAUCAUAACUUUGUAGAUUAUCUAUUUAUCAGGAAAUGUAUCUUCCAAACAUACUC
Schistosoma turkestanicum is the source of this 2982-nucleotide messenger RNA. Lineage: Eukaryota; Metazoa; Platyhelminthes; Trematoda; Strigeidida; Schistosomatidae. The record is from the annotation of a GenBank genome assembly.